CUUCUUCCUUCCAAGGGACGCACGGACCGCUCGCCCGGCUCCCGCACCCGCUUCGCAGAUGUUUGCCAAGACUAAUAUAGCUGAUGAAAUACUUACUCUUUUCUGCUUAAGAGGCUGGUUUAAUUGAUUUAUUUUUCCUGUAAGCGUGAGAAGUCAAAAAGUCAAUUUUUCAUAAUUAAAGGUAAUCGUUUUGGUAGUCAACGACAACAUCCAUUUGACUUUGGUUAUUCAAUAUGCAGAGCAGACAAGGAUAUUGCAGCUAUUGCUGUGUGCGCUAUACUAAUUUGGAACAGGUUUAAAACAAUAAUUUUUGGACAUUUGGAUACUCCUGUACUAAACUGACAUUUAAAAAGACUCUGUUGAUGACAGCCAAGCAUAUGUCCAGUGCUCAGCACAGAUACUUGACCACACAGAAUAGACAACGGAUGGGUACCAGUAGCUUGAUGGAACGUUUCUUGCAGGAUGUACUGCGACACCACCCGUAUCAUUAUCAGGAGAGCAGAUCAAGGCAAAAUGAGAGACUUCUUAGGAAUACUGCACCAUCUUCUGAAGUGGUUCCUAUUGAUGAUUCUGUUCCUGAAGAAAUGGCCGAUGAUGCUACUGGAGUCAGAGGAGAGAUAGCCACCAAAAGUUUUGAACCUCUUGAAGAGUUAUAUUCUAGACCUAGUAAAUCUCAAGAAUAUACGCAGGGUGUUCCAGUUAGACCAUCAGUUAUUCAAAAGUUGGAGAAGGGGCAGCAGCAGCCCUUGGAGUUUGUUUAUAAAAUUGGGAGUGGCUUGAAAGAAUUUAAUCCAGUAGGUAUUGGUCAAACUACAAAUAACAGACAAAACUUAUUAUAUCCCUCAGUGAUUUCUACUGCUCCUGCUAGUCGUUUAGCUGAAAGUUCUUACGAUCGACCAGUUACAACUAAUAGUACUAGGUUACCACUAGCAGCCCAUUCGGAUUCAGUUAUCAAAUGUGACCCAAACAAAGUUGACAGAUAUCUUGAACAGCGAGACAGGGGCUCUAGAAAUCCUAUGUUCUCAUCCCAUCUAGCAGCUUCUUCAGUUAUAUGUCAGAAAUCUAAAGAAUCAAAUAGGAAAUCUGGAUUUAUAAAGUCAGAUAAAUUGAGAAUUCAGGAAGAUGUAAAAUCUCGGGGUAAAACUUUGUCAACUGGCUUUAAACCUCAUGAAUGUGAGGGUACUGCAGGCUCCUUAAAAUUUGAAUCUCUUUACAAAUCUGCAGUAAACCCAGCAGUCAACCUAAAUAAAACUGAUACACCGUCUAAUAAGAGAAUCUUUGAAGAUGCCAUUCCUAAGCACCAUGAGAAAUUCUUUAAUAUGGAUCGUAACCAAGAAGUAAAGCAUUUGGUUUUUAAGAAGUCAGCCUUUUUGGGACAGAAGAGCUCAGCGAGUUCCGAAAUGGAGUUUGCUUGUAGCUCUCCUCAGUCAGUGUCUGACCAACAAGACGAGGCUGUACGAGACCUUUGGAGUGAGGAGCAAAUUGACCAAGAAAAUAAGAACUAUGAAUCAAGAGGUUCUGAAAUGAGUUUUGAUUGCAGUUCCUCUUUUCACUCACUAACUGGCCAAUCUAAAGUGACUACCAAAGAAAUACACCUUUCAAAGGAAGUACAUGCUGCUUUGCAGCCUAAGAGUAAUAAAUCUUAUGUUUCUGAAGUAAGUUCUGAUUGUGAUGGCCCGCUUCAGCUGGCUACCAACCGAACUCAAGUAAUCGUUAAAGGCAUUAGUGUUCAGAAGGCAGUACCUAUUAGCCUGGUUGAUGAAUGCUAUGAUUCUAGUGAUUCUGAGAUGAAUUUUGAUUGUGAUACCUCACUUCAGUCAACUGAUGACUACCCUCAACAGCCUGCAAAAGAAGUAGACCUUCCUAAUGGGGCACACAUUGACUUGGUUGAUAAGAACUAUGGAUCUAGUGGUUCUGAAAUAAGUACUGAUUCUAUUUUUCCACUUCAGUCAGUUGAACAACUCCCUGUGGCUGUCACAGAAACAGAACUUCAGAAGAGUGUUCACAUUGGCUUGGUCGAUAUGAACUAUGGAUCGAGUUGUUCUGAAACAAGUUUCGAUUCUGAUGUUUCUCUCCAGUCAGUAGUUGUCCAUCCCCAGCGGGCUGGCAAAGAGUCAGUAGUUGUCUAUCCCCAGCUGGCUGGCAAAGAAAGAAACCUAAAAGAUAGGCAUGUCUACCUGAAAGAUGAGACCCAUAGAUCCAGUAGUGCUAGAGCACAUUUUGAUUGUGAGCUCUCUGUUGAGACAGUGACUCAUGAACCUCAGAGGGCUGUUGAAGAAAUAAAUCUUCUGAAAGAGAAGAAUGACCUUGUGGAUAUGAACUGUGAAUAUUAUGGUUCUGAAAUGAGUUUUCACACUGAUGCUCAGUUAGUGGCUGACCAACCCCAAGUAGCGGGUCAGGAAGUAAAACCUCAAGAAGUAGCUACUGACCUACAGAAUAAGAGUGCUAACUCUAGCGUUUCUGAUCUAAGUUUUGAUUCUCAUGCUUCUCUUUAUCAGUCAUCUAAGGAACCUCUUGGAACUCUGAGUGAUAUAAAUCUGAAGGAGUUAAGUGUUGACAUGGAAGUUAGGAGCAAUGGAUGCUCCAGUUCUGAGUUGACUUUUGAUUCUGAUCCCCCUGUUCUGUCAGUUACUAAACAUUCUGAGCUGGAUGUUGAAGAAAUAAGAAAAAAGCACAUUAACCUGGAAGACGAAAGCUAUGGGUCAAAUAGUUCUGAAAUAACUUUUGAUUCUGAUAUUCCUCAUUGCUCAGUAGUUGACCAGUCUCGAGCAGCUAUCUAUGGGGAGGAACCUAUUGGUUUGCGAUAUAAGGGUAAUGAAUCUUGUGUUUCUGAAAUAGCUUUUGAUUCUAAUAAACCUCUUCAUUCAGGUACUGAUCACCCUGGAGUAGUUAGAGAAAUAAUUAUUCAGAAAGAAAACUAUGUCAACUUAGGGAAGACAAAUAAUGAAUCUCUUGGUUCUGAAAUAAGGUUGGAUUCUUAUGCCCCUCUUCAUUCAGUGACAAAUCCUCCUGAAGUAGCUGUUAAAAGGUUAAAUCUUCAAGAAGAACAGGUAUACUGUGAAGGUAAGGAAAAUGAACCUACUGGUUCUGAGUUAAGUUUGAACUAUAAUAUUUUUCAUUCAGUAAUUGGACAUUCUGCAGAUGUCAUUAAAGAAAGACACCUUCAGAAAGAAGAACAUGUACACUUAGAAAACACAGAUAGUGGAUCUCGUGUUUCUGAAAUGAAUUUGAAAUCUUAUCCUUCUCAUCUAGUGACCGAUCGUCCUGACAUAGCUGUAAAAGAAAUAAACCAUCAAAAAGGAGACCACACAAACAUAGAACAUAAGGGGAGUGAAUUAAGUGUUUCUGAAAGAGGUGUGAAUUUUCGUAUCCCUUUUCAAUCAGUGAUUCACAAAACUGCAGCAGCUGUUAAAGAAAUGUGGCUUCAGAAAGAAAAGCAACUUAAAUUCAAAGACAGAAGUGUUAAAUACAGUGGUUCUGAAAUAACUUUAGGUUCUGAUGGCCCUCAUUAUUCAGUGGCUGAACCUGAAAUAGCUGUUAAAGAAAGAAAGGUUCAGAAGGAAGAACAUGUUUUAGAAAACAGCAGUAACAAAAGUAGUGGUUCUGAAAUAAAUUUAAAUUCUCAUGUCCUUCCUCAGUCAAUGACUGGAAAGCCUCAAAUAGCUGUUUUGAAGGAGGACCAUGUUGACCCAGAAGAUGAAAAUACUGAAUCAAGAGGUUUUGAAAUAAAUUUUCAUGUUGAUACCCCUCGUCCUUCAGUCAUUGACCAGUCUCGCGUAGCUCUUUUGAAGGAAAAACAUGUCGAUCUGGAAGGCACAAACAGAGAAUCCAGUGUUUAUAAAGUACGUUUUGAUUCUAAUGACCUUCUUCAGCCAUUGACUGAACAAUUUCAGGAAGUGGUUAAACAAACAAACAUGUGGAAGGUAGAGGAUAUUGGCUUGGAAAAUAAAGUCGAACCUAAUGGUUCCAAAUUAAUACAGGAUUCUGAUGUUUCUCUUCGGUCUUUGCCUGAUCAACCUGAAACAGCUGCUAAACAAAUAAACCUUGAGAAUGAAGGUCGUGUGUAUUUCGAAGACAAUAACAGCCGAUACAGUAGUUCUGAAAUGAGUUUGGAUUCUGAUUACUUGGCUCAGUCAGUAGUUGAUCAAUCUCAAGUAACUAUUUUGGAGAAGCAGCAUAUUGAGCUAGAAGAUAAGCACAAUCAAACUUGUGGUUCUGAAAUAAGUUUUGAUUCUGAUGACCCUCUUCAGUCAGUGGCUGACCAGCUUAGAGAAACUGUUAAAGAAAUAAGCCUUUGGAAGGAUGAAGAUGUGGAAGAUAGGGGAGAUAAAUCUCAGGGCUUUGAAAUUAUGUAUGAUUCUAAUGUCCCUUUUCAGUCAGUGGCUGGCCAAACUGAGGAAGUCAUUAAGGAGAUCAACCUUUGGAAGAAGCACGUAGACUUGGAAGGUAAGAUUGUCAAACUCAGUGAUUCUAAAAUAAAUUUUGUUUCUGAUGGACCUCUUCAGCCUGUGACCAAUGAAAUUCAAGAGGCUACUACACAAAUAAAUCUCGUAAGGGAGGGACAUAUCUGUCUGGAUGACAAAGACUAUGAACCCAAUGAUUCCGAGGUAAUUUAUGUUUCAGAUGUCCCUCUUCAGUCAGUGGUUGAGCACUCACAUGUUUUGGAAGAUGAUCAUGUCAAUUUGGAAGAUAAGAGCAAUGACCCUUGUCCUGAAGUAAGCUUUGCUUCUGAUGGCCCUCUUCAGUCUGUGGCUGACCAGCUCCAAAAAGCUGUUAAAGUAAUAAGCCUUUGGAAGGAAGACCGCAUUUACCUGGGAGACAAGAGCUAUAAACUAGGUGAUUUUGAAGUAAGUUAUGAUUCCGAUGUCCCCUUAGUGGCAGAUCAACCUCCCGUAGUUGUCAAACAAACAGACUUGCAAAAGAAAGAUCAUAAUGACCUAGAAAAUAAGAACUGUGAACCUAGUGUUUCUGAAAUAAAAUGUGAUUCUGGUAUUCAUCUUCAGUUGGAAGUCGAUCACCCUCAAAUGGUUUGCAAAGAAAUAAACCUUCAGAGGAUAGCGCAUCUUGGCAUGGAAGAAAAGACUAGUGAUUCUGAAGUAAUGUCUGAUUCUGAUGUCCCUCUUCAAAUCGUUGUUAAUGAAUUUCAAGUGUCGGUCAAAGAAGCGAAUCUUCAAAAGAUGCUGCUUGUGGACCUGGUGACCAGUGAUAGUGAUUGUGAAAUGAUUUCUGAUUCCGGUAUCCCUUUUCAGCCAGUGAUUGACUCACCUCAAAUGACUGUUGAAGGAAUUGACUGUAUAAAUGCAAAAAGUUUUGAUCUAGAAGGUGAGUGCUAUGACUGUUGUGAUUCUGAAUUAGGGUAUGUUUGUGAAGCGUCUCCUCGAUCAGUGUCAAACCAAUCCAAAAAGACUUUUAAAGUAAUAAACCAGAAGAAAGACUAUAUUAUUCUGGAAGAGUCAGGCUGUGAAUCUUAUGGUUCUGAAAUAAAUUUUCAAAUUGAUGACACUCAUCAGUCCUUGGAUUGCCAAUCGCCAGGGUCUGAUAAAAAAGUGAUCAGCUAUAUUGACCCAGAAGAUAAAAGCUGUGAACCUAAUAGUCCUAAAAGAAAUUUUAAAUGGGAAGAUACUUCUCAGCCAGUGACUCAUCAUCCAGAAGAAGUCAACUUUUGGAAAGAUCUAGAAACCACUGGCCCAAAAGAUAAGAACUGUGAAUGUAGUGUUUCUGCAGUGGAUUGUAAUGCUUCUCCCGAGUCAGCAAUUCUUCAAAUGGCUGAUGAAGACAACCUUUUGAAGUUAAAAUGUACAGAAAGUAUGAGCUGUGAACCUUGUGGUUCUGGGAUGAAUUUUCAGUGUGAUCCCUCUUUUCAGUCUGCCACUGACCAGCCUCAGGAAGCUGUUAAUAAAGUAGACUUAUUUAAGAAAAUAUCUGUUGAUGUGAAAGAAACGAAGCAUGAUUCCCGCUCAAGCUCAGUUGCCAAGGUUGAUCCUGUAAAGAACCGGAAGAAAGCAAAGGGGGUCGUAGAAGAUAAUACUGAUGAACCCGUUCUUGAAGCCUUGCCUCAUGUCCCUCCUUCAUUUGUGGGGAAAACGUGGUCUCAGAUAAUGAAAGAAGAUGACAUGAAAAUUAAUGCUCUCGUGAAGGAGUUUAAGGAAGGUCGUUUCCACUGUUACUUUGAUGAUGACUGUGAGACCAGGAAAGUAAAAAAAAAAAAUUUGAAUGAAGAAAAAAAGAUUACCUCGGCUGACCUUAAUGACACUGCAUUAAUUCAAGUUCUAUUAGACUGUGAUGAUAUUAUUGAUGACUUUUCAGUAGCCUUAGAUAAACCUAGCCAUCAUCCCACAGAAAAGAGGCCUUAUGAACAAACAUGGCGAGUGGCUUCUCGAUGUCAGGCUGUGAAAGUUAGCCAUGGAACUCAAACCAAUCUCAUGAGUUACCUAGUGACGAAAGGAAUAAAUGGACAAGAAGAAGACUCGCCAAGGAAGCGUUUACUUUUACACAAUGACACAAAACCAAAAAAAAUCAAAAUUGGAACAGUCGAAUUUCUUGAAUCAUGUACUAACAUUUUGAAGCCUUUGCACCCCAAUGCCUUAGUCUACGUUCUUUCUUCAAAUAUUAAGCUGAAGGAAGGAGAUUCCUUCAACUUCUCUAAAAUGAGGCACUGCAGUGAUAAAAAUCAGGAUUUUAGCAUACAGUGCAAAUAUAAACAGAGUUCCUUUAAUUACGACCUAUUGAGUAAACAAAUUGUAAUUAAUCCUCCUCUGAACAUAGAAGUACCAGAGUCUGACAGGAACAACUGGGUUCAAAUUCAUUUUAGUGACCUAAACUCCAGCGCAGGAGACAACGAUGCUCAUGUACAAAGCUCUGCUACAAUACCUUUUAUGACACUGUCGGUAAGACAUGAAUUAAUGUCACACCCGGGGGCCAGUGGAUCUUGUGUGUUUCUGGAAAAAGCAGAGAUCUUGAAUUCUAGUGAUGAUAUACAGGAAAGUAAAUUCCAGUUAACUCUUUUAAAUGAUGAUGUCAAGAUCUCGCCAAAAUCGGUUAGAAAUAAGUCUUUAGAAAGUAAAAAGAAAAUUCGGAGAAGGAAGAUGACAAAUAAUAAACCAGGAUUUCUCAAAAAAGUUCACAGACCAAUUAUUCUCCAGCAAAAAACCAGAAUCACUUCAGAAAAACAGUCAAUUUGGAUUCAGACCAAACCAAAUGAUAUAAUCAGAAAGUAUCUUUCAAAAUACUCCAUGUUUUUGCGUCGUAAAUAUCAGUCCAGGAGCGCUUUUAUUAGUAUGCAUCGUAAGAAGAAAAAACCUGAUGUCAGUAGGUUAAAGGAGGUGCAGAGACCGGCCAACAUGCUUUCAAACUCAGUUCCAUCAGCUGGUGGUGAAGAGCAGUUAAGAGCUAUAGCGAGCUCUUCUCCCAAGCAACCUUUGCAGGAUUCUUCCAGCAAGGCAGGAAAUAAGAAGAGUGGUAAUAAAAAGAAACCUAGAAAGAAAAAGAGGCGUCCUAAACCUGUUAAAAUAUAUGAUUUGAGAAGUUUAUAUUCUCAGGUGCCAUAUUCGGAUAGAAUGAUGACUCGGCUAUUACACAAAUUGUUACUUAGUAAGGCACACUAGAAUUGUUUGUGUUAAAGCUAGAUGACGAUUCAGAACUUUAAUUGAAAAAUAUUUGGUACUUAGUGCUCAUGGCUCUCCCAACUUUGGCAAAAAAAUUAAACUUCAACUAUUUUGCUAUAGACAUCAUUUUCAGAACUUUUAUAUUUUAAAAUUAGUGUUUAAGGUCUUUUUUUUAAGAUUCAAAAGACCCUUUGUCCAUUUGCUACAGAAGAGCUUCAUCUUAAUUUGUCACAUAAUUUAUCAGUAUAUAUGCUUUUCUCCCUCAAGUCAUGUCCCUUUUUAUUUAUUUUUUAUGGUUGUAUCAUGUCAGCAGGUUAUAAUAUUACAAGAAUGGAUAUGGCAAACCGCUAUCUUUUUACUUUUUAAAAAUUGGAACAAUGAAUAUGUACUUAUUUUCAGUGUGUUUCAGAGUGGCAUUGUCAAUAUUUGUGUUCUAACUGGAUAAUUAAAAAGAAGAAACUGGCUCAACUUUUAAGUUGAGAUGACUUAAUACCAAACAAAAUAUAAUUUACCUGUCUUUUAAAAGCAUUCCAGAGAAUGAGAUUCCAUAAUCUUUAAUCCAGUUUUUUAAAACUGCCUGUUGAUUUUAUAUACGUAACACAAACUUCUGCUUUAUUUAAAACGGAUCUGCAAGUGUCUGACUUUCCACAUUUGGACACAUGCACGUAUACAAUCUCUGUAAUAUACAGUCUCUGUUUUUCUUUAGCAUUAUUAUAUCUUAAGGGGAAAAUGAUCUUGCCGGUGUGACCGUACUUUUGUACCACCUUUAUUCCCUUCUACCACAAGGGUUGGUGGUUUAAUACGAAAAUCCAGGUUAUCUUAUGGCCUCAUCUCUUAAAAAUAUUCUAGAUACUACCGUAUUUUUCAAUUGCUUGAACUGAAAUUAUUGGUUUGGUAAUUUGGACAGACAAUUAAUUGUCAUUAACGAAUUAUUUAUAAUCUUUAUAUUUGAAAAGAUCUAAUAAAGCUGACAA
Messenger RNA from Pteropus alecto (black flying fox), 8578 nucleotides. RefSeq names its product zinc finger DBF-type containing 2 (gene ZDBF2). Gene Ontology annotation, molecular function: nucleic acid binding; zinc ion binding. The transcript is spliced from 7 exons. NCBI's taxonomy places the organism in Eukaryota, Metazoa, Chordata, Mammalia, Chiroptera, Pteropodidae. Gene Ontology annotation, biological process: epigenetic programming of gene expression; genomic imprinting. The record is from RefSeq and is a predicted model, not a curated record. The coding region runs from base 363 to 7604 and encodes 2413 amino acids.